Messenger RNA from Myripristis murdjan (pinecone soldierfish), 2095 nucleotides. RefSeq names its product carnosine dipeptidase 2 (gene cndp2). Gene Ontology annotation, molecular function: metallodipeptidase activity. Gene Ontology annotation, cellular component: cytosol. The transcript has 12 exons. The record is from RefSeq and is a predicted model, not a curated record. Bases 354 to 1778 code for a protein of 474 amino acids. Gene Ontology annotation, biological process: proteolysis. NCBI's taxonomy places the organism in Eukaryota, Metazoa, Chordata, Actinopteri, Holocentriformes, Holocentridae.
GCCUCACUAGCCGUUACAUCCGGGUUCAUGGCUUCGGUAUAAAGUGCAAACCGCUCCACUUUGGGCAACAUCCCACAGAGCAUCCUCCACUCUCCCACAAUCCUUCGCGCAGUCCGUUACUUUGUAUUUCACUGUGCUACAUAAGGUGGCUCGGCUUCCCGUGGGUUAAAAGCUCCGGUACUUGACAAAGACCAGCGGUGGCGACAACUAUCUGUGAAGCUUCGUAUUUAACAGGAAGUGCCGUUCAGCAGAGAGUCACAAGUGACGGCCAGCUCUGUGGAGAUAAUACGACGUGAGUUGGCAAAAGUGAGCCGGUACUGUCUCUUCGCUUUCAGCUCCUGUUGCAGGCAGACAUGGCUCACCUCUCAGCGCUUUUCAAGUAUGUGGACGAACACCAGGACCUUUAUGUCGAGCGCCUCUCUCAGUGGGUGGCAGUCCAGAGUGUGUCAGCCUGGCCUGAGAAGCGCGGGGAGAUCAAGAGGAUGAUGGAGAUGGCAGCCAAGGACAUCGAGAGGCUAGGAGGCACGGUGGAGAUGGUGGACAUCGGCAAGGAGAAGCUUCCUUCUGGAGAAGAGAUCCCCCUGCCGCCUAUCAUCCUGGGGCGAUUGGGGUCAGACCCGGGCAAGAAGACGGUGUGUAUCUACGGUCAUCUUGAUGUCCAGCCGGCCGACAUCGAUGACGGCUGGGACACAGAGCCCUUUACCCUGGUGGAGAAAGAUGGGAAGCUCUUUGGCAGAGGUUCGACUGAUGACAAGGGUCCAGUUUUGGCCUGGCUGAAUUGCAUUGAGGCCUACCAGAAGAUCCAACAGGAGCUUCCGAUCAACAUCAAGUUCUGCUUCGAGGGGAUGGAGGAGUCUGGAUCUGAGGGUCUGGAUGAGCUGGUCUUUUCUCGUAAAGACACCUUCUUAAAAGACGUAGACUAUGUCUGCAUUUCUGACAACUACUGGCUGGGCAAAACCAAACCAUGCAUCACUUACGGACUGAGAGGAAUCUGCUACUUCUUUAUCGAGCUGGAGUGCGGAGACAAGGAUCUCCACUCAGGAGUGUUUGGUGGCUCUGUCCAUGAAGCCAUGACCGACCUCAUCGCACUUAUGGGCACUUUGGUGGACAAGAGGGGGAAGAUCAUGAUUCCAGGGAUGUACGAUGAUGUGGCCCCUCUGACAGAAGAGGAGACAUGCCUCUACGAGAAGAUUGAUUUUGACAUGGAGGAGUACUGCAAAGAUGUUGGGGUUGGGAAGCUGCUGCACGCCACCAAGGAGCAAAUCCUUAUGCACCGCUGGAGGUACCCAUCUCUUUCUCUGCAUGGCAUUGAGGGGGCUUUCUCUGGUGGAGGGGCCAAGACUGUUAUCCCCCGCAAGGUCAUCGGCAAGUUCUCCAUCCGCCUCGUCCCUGACAUGGACCCCAAAGUUGUGGAGAAGCAGGUUGUCACUUAUCUGCAGAAGAAGUUUGACGAACUGGAGAGUCCCAACAAGAUGAAGGUGUACAUGGGCCACGGGGCCAAGGCCUGGGUCUCAGACUUCAACCACCCACACUACAUGGCUGGUCGAAAGGCCAUGAAGACAGUAUUUGGUGUUGAGCCUGACCUGACGCGGGAGGGCGGCAGCAUUCCUGUCACCCUGACCUUCCAGGAGGCCACGGGACGAAACGUCAUGCUGCUCCCUGUAGGAUCCUCUGACGAUGGAGCUCACUCUCAGAAUGAGAAACUCAACAGAACCAACUACAUUCAAGGUAUCAAGAUGCUGGGUGCGUACUUCCAUGAGGUUUCUCAGCUGGAGUGAACUGACUGUGAACACAACAUGAGAAAUGUGCUUUCCCUUCACCAUCAGAGCUGCACACACCUGGCAAAUUGAUUUACUUUUACACAGAUGACAGUUUUUAUACAGACUGGUCCUGAUAAUGAAACACUGUUUUCCUUUGUUAAUGUUUUCUUUUCUGUUUUCAAUAAAGGGUUUUGUAUUGUAUGCCACGAUACUGUAUGUAACUAAAGAAUUCCACACUGCUCUCUCCAGUCACCUGACAUGAUCAUGGACAUUUUUUUCUUUUUGUUCAGUAAUCUACACACAAUAAAACAUGUUGGUGGAUUUUUUGUUCAUUA